GAGGCUGUGGUAAGCUCUUUGAUAUCUUUGGCUAGUUCCCCAGGCAGAAUAAUGUACCGGUUUAACGUCUAUCGUCGGAUUCUGUUCUAUAAUUGAAUUUCUAGCCAGGAGAAAUUCACUACGGUUUAAGAUCACCCAAGCAUUGCCCACCUAGAAUUUUAACAGUACAGAAAACAUACAAUCAACAAGUAUAGAAUGAAAUUAAAAUCCCCUCCUGAUCUUCUUCAAUUUAUUAAGCUUCGUCACUGCACAGUACCGUCAAGCUCUCAAUUUUAAUUAAUCUGGCUUGUAAUUUUGUCCAUUAUCUCCAACAUACUUUUCUGUUCUUAUACUCUUUUUGGACUUUGACUUCGACUUUUAUCCUGCCCAGAUAAAAUGAUUGAAAACACUGAGCAGGUUGCUAAUACAGCUUAUGCAGUCACCGCUGUUGUGCUCUUGUUAACCUGUGCCAGAUUCGUCUUAAGGCGACUCAAGCAUGAGAGGAUCUACCCUGACGACUGGCUCAUGGUAGUUGCUUUCUUCCUUAUGGGAGGUUUUGCUUCUACAUUCCCUGUUCUUCUCCACACAGGGUCAGGAAAGCAUGCUCACUCAGAUACCGAAACUGUCGCAGAAACGGAGUUUGACUCAAAGUACAUCAUUUUCGGACGUAUUGCCUACCUAUCUUACAUUUGGUCUCUGAAAGUUUGCAUUUUACUUUACUAUUACCGUUUAACAUCUCGGCAGCCGGAACAGAGAUAUGUGAUCUUUACUUUCUGGUUGAUUGCUGCGACCUGGACAACUACUUUCUUGAAUUGGAUGCUUCAAUGCCACCCAUUCAAUCUGAAUUGGAAGCUUACAAGUCCUCCUCAAAAAUGUGCAGAAGGAAGAGUUGGACUGCUAUUCAUGUCACUUUCGAUCAUUGUAACUAAUGUCAUUUUAAUCAUCAUCCCUUUGCCAAUGAUUUGGCGAACGCAGAUGGUGACAAGUACAAAGCUUAAAGUAUCAGCCGUGUUUCUUGUUGGUAUAUUUCUUGUUGUAAUAUCUAUCAUACGAACCAUCUUUCAGGAAAGUAAAACCCAAGGACUUGAUGAUAGGUUCUUUUGGGGAAAUAUGGAGUGUCUUCUAAUGGCGUUCUUUGCCAAUGCUCCUAUACUCAACGCUGUUUAUCGACGCAUCAGAGCUGGAGCUAGAUCCAGCCAUCUCGCAUCUAGAUCCGAUGUCGGAUCUGCCAGAAAUACAGAUGGUAUUGAGCUUUGUUCUGCUGAAGAUUCAAGAGAGAUCGAUUUCAUGGAAGCGCUUCGGGGAGGACCUGGACCCGAGUCUGAGAAACAGUCAGGUCGCACAUAUGUUUUACCGGCAUCGCCAGCACCAGCCAAAAUCGCAUCCGGAUCUCCAAAGCAUUCUAAACGCAAAGACGUUCCCCACACCAACGUACUUCUCUCCGUUUCAAGAUCCAAAGGAACAAACCGCGACUCACUUGGACGCGCCGUUCAAACCGUUGAGAUUGUUCAAACGUCUGAGCCUGCCGAUCCCAAGAAUCCGAUGGCGAUAAAUGCUUUAGGGGGUGUCGGAAGAGUCGAAACGAAGAUUUCUCAUCACGAUAGCUCGCCGUUACCAAGCAAUCCGGAUAUUUACGAUGAACUUUAUUCUUCUGCUCAUAGAUCUAUGACUUUGGAAGAUAUGUUAACGGAGCCUAAUUCGCCUGGCCGGAAACGACAGGUGAUGGAUAGGGCGUGUGUAUAAUAUAGAAAAGCGCCCUCGAUGUAGCGGGAAACAGGAUAUUUUGAAACAGUCGAUAUUGAUAUAUCUCGGGACUUCAUUACUGGGACAAGGAAAAUAUGCCUCUGGCACAAGAUCAAGACGACAUUAGAAUCUAUACCGUUGUCAGAUCCAGAUAAAUUUGCAGGGCAUUCAGUACAAAUUUACGACGUUUUUUUUCGCGAGGAGCUUAGGAUAUACCUUGGAGUCUGGCGAUUUGAGCUCACCCUUAAAUUUUUGCUUUGCGGGUGGGCUUUGUGCCCUAAAAUGCAUGUUAGGUCUUGCAUCUAAAACACCCUUCUCUUUCCAAUGUUUUUUCUUUCUUUCAUAAUUGAUACCAUCGAGUCUUUCUCUAUUCAUUUCACCUAUUAAUCUAAUGACACCAACACUCAUUUCUCCAAAACUUCGAAUAUCAAGCUCCUUUCUUUUGUUUUCUUCUCUUCUUCUUUUUUUCUCGCAAUCAGUCAGUUUCUACAAUUCGAAUACAGCAUACCAUUGGCAUAGAACAUCACAUCACAGCAUAGCGAAGGAGUAUCUGGACUUUUGGUUUGAUAUCGGGAAAUACUUUGGGGUUUGCA
Messenger RNA from Botrytis cinerea B05.10, 2315 nucleotides. RefSeq lists its product as hypothetical. The record is from RefSeq and is a predicted model, not a curated record. Lineage: Eukaryota; Fungi; Ascomycota; Leotiomycetes; Helotiales; Sclerotiniaceae. Bases 376 to 1722 code for a protein of 448 amino acids. The transcript is spliced from 11 exons.